Molecule: messenger RNA, 1299 nt
Organism: Effrenium voratum
Lineage: Eukaryota; Dinophyceae; Suessiales; Symbiodiniaceae
Source: the annotation of a GenBank genome assembly
GCUGUUCCGUUCGGCGCAGCCACGCGCACACAUACACAUGCCAGACUCUGAUGGUUUCUCGCUGAGCGGCCUGCUGGAUGAACUGGAGCAGGAGAUUGAAGAUAAAGAGAGGUCCCGUGAACAGAAGGGCCAUGUGAGCAGAGAGAAAACGGACGGAGCUGACGACAUGAACUUCGCAGGGCUUUUGCAGGGCCUGGAAAAAACAAACGAGACCAGCAAGAUGGAAAGCAGCAGCAAGCUCAGCGACUCUGGUGCUGAUGUUCACGCAGUGCCAACAUUUGUGCCCAUGGCUCUGCCAACGGCUGCGCCAACGGCUGUGCCAGUGGAUCGUCCAUGGACUCUGGAUUCAGAAACUUUGGCCCUUGUCAGCUCUGCUUCGGAUGACAACAAGGCCUUUAGAGCCUAUAUGGAGGACGGAUCAAAGGUUGUGGACCCAUUCGAAGCCGUGUCCCGCACAAGCGGUGAGAAGUUUGGUUUUUUCGCGGUUUAUGACGGCCAUGGCGGCCGUGAGGCAGUGGAUUAUUGUGAGCUGCGGCUGCACGAGCAGAUUGUGCAGGAGAUGAAGAGGCUAGGAAGUCCACCCGAUGCGCUGCAGUCAGCCUUCUUAAAAGUUGACAGUCAGCUGGGGAUGUAUGGUGCAUGGAACCACGGAACCACAGCCACAGUUGUCCUCAUACAGGAGACCAAAUCCUCCAAGCGGCUGCAUGUGGCGCAUGUCGGGGAUUCUAGGGCUGUCUUGAUUGAUGGCCACGGGUGCGCCAGAGCUAUCACCAGGGAUCACCGGCCCUCAGACCCUGCAGAGGCCCAGCGAGUUGCAGCCGAAGGCGGCAAGGUCAUUGAUGGCAGGGUGAACAAGGACCUUGCGAUCUCGCGGUCCUUGGGUGACCAUCGGCUGAAGGACAAGGGCGUGAGCGCCACUCCCGAGGUGUCCACUGUGAAGCUGGCCGCGGGGCACGUGCUGAUCCUUGCCACGGAUGGGCUCUGGGACGUGGUCAGCGACCAGGAGGCCUGCGACCUCCUGGAGAAGAGCAUCCAGGAGUCGGCCAGCAGCAGCCCUGAACAAACCGCAGAACGGCUCCAAGCAGCCUGUGCCCAAAUGCUGGUGGAGGAAGCCAAGCGCCUGGGAUCGCGGGAUAAUAUUCUCGUGCUUUGUUUGUUUUUCUAAACUGAAUGUUUCAAGUGGAUCGGCUGAACUCAAACUAGACCGAGAUUGGGAAUUGAAGCUGUGGAUCAGCUUGCGUUUCACACCACAUCCUCCAGAAGUGCGAAUGUGACCUGAAUGUGCUCUUUGCGCGCGGG